Molecule: messenger RNA, 1744 nt
Organism: Paramacrobiotus metropolitanus
Lineage: Eukaryota; Metazoa; Tardigrada; Eutardigrada; Parachela; Macrobiotidae
Exons: 1
Coding region: 369-1376 (335 amino acids)
Source: RefSeq, a predicted model, not a curated record
CAUCACAUUUGGCAUAGUGGCAUGGAUAAGUGAGCUGCGCGCGCGAGAAAAGAGCGAAAGAGAGAGACACACCAACACGCACAUAGUGUGCAGCGAUCGACUACUCCACGCGGCCAAGUAGAAACCAGUUAAACAAAAACCCCUCAUUUCUUUUGACGGCUAUCGCAACAAGUUUUCUUUACCAUCAGAGCAUUGCUUUCGUGACAUCUUGCACAACUUCUCAUGCACAGUCCACACAUGCACCGUCAUAUCGACGCCGCAAUGUGUCAAUGUACGCGCUAAAUACACUCUUUACCCUUUUAUCGCCAUCACCAAUUUGUCAACUUCUCGGCCAGUGUAUGCCCCGGUGAUCUGUCAGCUGCGCCAGGAUGGAAGCGCCCAAGAAACUCAACACCACGACGUCCACCACCACGUCCCGCUACGGACCAACCCUGAUGCCCAUGCACUAUCUGCAGGCCCCGGGAAUGCGGGGUCUGCGCUCGCCCAGCCGCGAGAGCAUCGCCAGUGAUUUCUCCGUCAUGUCCAUGUCCAGUCAGUAUCAGGACGGGGGGACGCGGCGUAAACGCGCCAUGCAAUUCCUCUCCAAAUCCCGCGAGACCCUCAACUCGGGCUUCGACCAGCUGUCCCUCAAUGUGUCCAUCGAUGUGCCCAGUCUGCCCCAUCAGCCCGAUGCCUUCUUCACACCCGGCCAGAAUGCCACGGUCAAACCGCAUAACCAGAUGACGCGCUGCUUCAGCUUCACGGAUCUGCGCUCCAACAGUAAUCAUGCGGAACAGGAUCCCGCGGCGGUGGGCGAUCAAUGCCCGGCGGCCAUCUCCGAUCCAUCACUGUCGGUUAAUUCGGAUUUCGAUGAUGAGAUUAGUAUGUUUUUUGACGAUAAAGGCGAGCCCAUUAAUUACCGUGAUCGCAAUGAGGCGGUGUCCAUCCGCAUCAGUGCGACCAAUGGCGACAACGUAUCGCUGCCCGAUGACUUUGCGGCAGCCAAUCCGGCCAGCGCACUGCCCAGUGCCAUACCGGUAGGCCGCAAUGCGAAACUGCGGCAUCGCAUUAAACGGAAGUUUUUCAAUUUCUCCUUUAAUGAACUGAUACGCCGGCGUCGCAGUAAGAAAUCCACCACGGCAGCAGCUGUUGCCGGUUCGCAUGAUGCCGUGGAUGGUGGCGGCGAUGGAAAAAGCAGUACCGGCGGAAGUCCGUCGCCCAAGCCUGAAAAGCGCAAUGUCAAUGUGUUCCCCGAGCAGGAUACCAUGAAAACGCUGACCGAUCGUGAUAUUGAACGGGAGCAGGGUAAAGCCUUAUCGAAAUACGCCCGGAAUCUCAUGAUCUUCAACUGGCUGCAUAAUACGGAAGAGACCUGGUUUCACUCGCAGAUGCAGUGAUGGGAUGGUUUUAAAAUUCUGACGUUGUGUGUGUUUUUGCAGAUUUUACACGCUGAAGGUAAAUCUAUAUUUUGUGAUCUGAUUGUACAAAAUGCUCUAAAGUAGAAGUCUUUACGCGAUUAAUUUACUUGAUAAUGCUGAAGUGUUUGUUUUCGUAUUUCACUUUAAAGCAAAUAGAAACGCAUGACUGUUCAAAAAAUAAUGACUUGACCUUUUCUAUUACAUUUGAAUUAUCGCAUAAUUUAUGUCGGCUGGUUCAUGUUAGUUAAUCGGAUAUGACACUUUUAUUUUGGUCUGCAUUCCAGAAACGAUCGAUUGUCGGUAAUGCCUCUAUUUGUAAAGGAAUUGUGGUAACAACAUGCAAUUAA